Molecule: messenger RNA, 744 nt
Organism: Boleophthalmus pectinirostris (great blue-spotted mudskipper)
Lineage: Eukaryota; Metazoa; Chordata; Actinopteri; Gobiiformes; Gobiidae
Product: regulator of G-protein signaling 9-binding protein
Exons: 1
Coding region: 1-744 (247 amino acids)
Biological process (GO): detection of light stimulus involved in visual perception; G protein-coupled receptor signaling pathway
Cellular component (GO): neuron projection; photoreceptor outer segment
Source: RefSeq, a predicted model, not a curated record
AUGGGAAAAGAAGAGUGCAAAACAAUGCUGGACGCUUUAAACAAAGUCACCGCUUGCUACAGGCAUUUGGUGAUCGCACUUGGUAGUACAUCAGACUCUCAGAAUUUACGCGAGGAACUGAAGAGGACGCGUAAAAAGGCCCAGGAGUUGGCCGUAGCAAAUAGGACUAAACUAACAUCUUUGCUGAAAGACAAGAGCAUCAGCAAGGAGGAUCGCGCCGAAUAUGAGCGUCUGUGGGUGCUGUUUUCCAGCAGCAUGGAGUUGCUGGAGGUGGACAUGAAACGCUCUCUGGAAAUAGGGCAGGAUUUCCCAUUGAAGGUGCCCACUAGGCACCUGAUCCAAACGGGCAUGACGGGCAGCACAACCACAGUGGCAGCGCGAGCCAUGAGCGUGCAGAAUAUGAAAUAUGAGGCAGACAGCAACAUUGACACCGCCGACCUGAGGGAGCUGCAGUGCGAGAUCGGCCAGGUGAGCCAGAUGAUGGAGGAGAUGGAGAUGAAGGUGCAGGUGGCUCCAUGGGCGGUAGAGGCCAAGCAGGAGGCGGGCGCCGAGCUCAAGUCCAACAUGAGUGUGGGGAAUUCCUCAGUGGGCGUCAUCUCCAUCUGCGAAGAGGAGCCUAAAGAAGAGGACGGGGGCGGAGGGGGUCAAGGCUCGGGUUUGGGAUCCAUCUGCGCAGUGUUGGUUUUCUUCGUGAUUGUCGGUGUGGCUUUGGUGCUUGGGUAUUUAGUCAUCAACAUGUCCUGA